AUGGUUCUUACACAUUCACAUUAUUGGAGAGAAAGAUUAUCAAUGAACCCACAUGCUCUUCUUCUUCUGAUCCUCUGCUUCUUCAUCAUUCACCACUGCGACGCGUCGAGAGUCUCUUCACCGUCAAGCGUUUUCUACAGAAACCCCAAUAAUGAUCACAACAAAAACACUAUGAGGAGAGGCCAUUUCUUAGGGUUCUUGCCAAGACACUUCCCUGUUCCAGCUUCAGGUCCUUCACGAAAACACAACGACAUUGGUAUACAAGCCUUGCUGUCUCCAUGA
This is a messenger RNA of Eutrema salsugineum, 282 nucleotides long. Its product is annotated as protein IDA-LIKE 4. Lineage: Eukaryota; Viridiplantae; Streptophyta; Magnoliopsida; Brassicales; Brassicaceae. The record is from RefSeq and is a predicted model, not a curated record. The transcript has a single exon. Gene Ontology annotation, biological process: floral organ abscission. The coding region runs from base 1 to 282 and encodes 93 amino acids.